Trichoplusia ni (cabbage looper) is the source of this 1329-nucleotide messenger RNA. RefSeq lists its product as uncharacterized. The transcript has a single exon. NCBI's taxonomy places the organism in Eukaryota, Metazoa, Arthropoda, Insecta, Lepidoptera, Noctuidae. The record is from RefSeq and is a predicted model, not a curated record. The annotation marks the transcript as partial.
GCGAUAGAGUCCCAGAUUUUACAAAAGCGUAAACGCGCCCUUAAUGAUGCUUCUAAAGAUAAACACGACGACGAUUCAACAUCUGGCAAGCGUGACAGGACUACUGCCCCGUCUCUUAUUGCCCGAUCUAAAUACUCGAAUACUGAUGUCGCUCCACAAAUAGUAUUUGCAUCUUUGGUUGAGUCUGAUCCUAAGUCGGGUACAUCUAUCCAUCCUGUGAAAUUUGGACAGAUGUUGAUGAGACUUAAAGUUAAGAAUAUUACACAGGAUGGGAUCAAAAGGAUAGGCAGAAACCGUAUUUCGGUUAAAUUUAAAGGCCCAGAGGAUGCCAACGCAUUCCUUAACAACGCUGACGUUAAGUCUAAAGGAUACAUCACAGUAAUCCCUACUUUUAAUAUGACUAGAAUGGGUGUUGUUAAAGGGGUACCUGCGGACUGGACUGACUUAGAGUGCUUCGACGAUCUCUCAACUCCUGUAGGUUUUGGCAAAAUAUUGAAGAUUAGGCGCAUGAACAGAAAGGUACAGAGCGAGGGGAAAACGGAGUGGGUUCCAACCUCCACAGUUGUCUUAACAUUUGAUGGUCGGAUACUUCCUGAGCGAGUUUUUUGCUGCCACAACGCCCUCCCUGUAGAAUUAUAUCACUUCCCUACUGUCCAAUGUUACGGGUGCUGUAAGUAUGGCCAUACUAAAACACAGUGUAGGUCCAAACCGAGGUGCUACCUCUGUGGGGCGGAGCACUUUGGAGAUAGUUGCACAGUAGACGAACCAAAGUGUUUGUAUUGUGACGGUCGUCAUAAUGCAAAUAGCCAGCAGUGCCCAGAAUAUUCCAGACAGAGGAACAUCAAGAUUUGCAUGUCGGAGAAAAACAUCUCCUAUUCUGAGGCAGCAAAACUAUUCCCUGCAGCUAAGAAAUCUUUCGCUGAUGUACUAGCAUCAGCCCCCUCAACAUCCCACCCUCUUCAGCCUUCCCCAACUCCCCAUCCAAUGCACUCCCACCAGGCGUCCACAACAUCAUACAGGAAGACUGUCUUUCUUAGACCAAAAACCCAUGCUCCUCUGGCCCCUGGUUAUGACCAACGGGCACACCAGGACCUCAUAAACAGCUAUUCCUUCCCUCCCUCUCCCAAUGGUAGAGCUCUACUUGAAAACCCUACACCUCCAAGUGAGAAGACAUCCACAAUCGAACAGAUUGUGAUGCUCCUUACCACGCUCCUGUCCAACUACUCCCUACCGGACCACGUUGCCACAAACUUGCUGAAAGCAAUUCAGACCCAUCACAUUCCAUCUCCUGCAGUGGAACGCCAGGAGUGCUCUCCCAAAAAGACAUGA